UUAAUUGCAAGAUGAUGAAAUAAGAUAAAGCAAAGUAAAACAAAGCAGAAUCAAAAAGAAAAAGGGAAGUUAGAAAAUGUGUGCCCAUUCCCCUAUAAAAGGGGAUCACUGUGGAUACUAAACAACCAUCUCUUUCUUCAUUCCUCAUCUGAUCUCUCUGUUCAUAAGAAGACUUUGGAAAAAGAGAAUGAAUAGCUAUCCUGCAGAGAGUUUUGACGCAGGCAGUUACGAUGCCGGCAAAUACACAGACUUUCUGAACAAAUUACGUGGGACGUUGAAAAGUAGUGUUGUUAGCCAUUCGAUACCAGUGUUGCCUACCAAAUUGCCUGUCACCAGUGACAAAAGGUUUGCUAUGGUGAUACUCACAAGCUCAAAAUCCACCACAACAAUAGCAUUGGAUGUCAUCAACGCAUAUGUUCUUGGUUUUCAAGUUGGAAAAAAAUCCUACUUCUUUAAAGAUGUUGCUAAAGAUAUAUAUGAAUCUAAACUUUUCACUGGUACAACGAAAGCCAGACUUCCAUACGGGGGCAGCUACCAAGCUCUGUUCAUUGCCGGAGCAAAUAGAGAGAAAGUGCCACUGGGAAUUUCACAGUUAAACAAUGCCAUCUUUCAACUUAUUAAGUAUGCUUCCUCUCCUUCAACUGCCGAUAUCGCCUCUAAUCUUCUAGUUGUCAUUCAAAUGAUUUCAGAAGCUGCACGAUUUAAAUAUAUAGAGAAAAAAUUAGUUGAAAAAUUUAAUGAAGACCUUUAUCCUAAAGGUGACUUACUCAGCCUUGAGAACAACUGGGGUGCCCUUUCCAUUGCCAUUCAGACAUCUAAAAACGGAAAAUUUUCUACCAAAAUAGCACUGCAAGAUGAAAAUUAUAAAACCUAUUAUGUAUCCACGGUUGCAGAAGUACAACCUAAGAUGGGACUCUUGCUAGCCAAGGAAUCAAUUCGUGGAGAAACAAUGUUUUGGCCAGACAAUGAAGACCUCAUCAUGCUGUUGUCAAUGUUGGAUUAAUUGCUUGUGUUGUAUAAAACUUGCAGAUAGCUGGUUAGCAGCAUAUCAAAAAAGGGAUGAAAUUAUAGUUGUCCAAAUAGUAACUGCAUAAUAUUCAUCUAGUUUCUGUAUUGUCGUAUUUGCUAAAUAUUUCCGAAUGUAUGAUAAAUAAAGAGCAAUGUAACUCAAUAAAGUGAUGAAUAAAAACCACUCUUUAUAAGUUUGAUAAA
Ricinus communis (castor bean) is the source of this 1212-nucleotide messenger RNA. RefSeq names its product ribosome-inactivating protein gelonin. The record is from RefSeq and is a predicted model, not a curated record. Gene Ontology annotation, molecular function: rRNA N-glycosylase activity. NCBI's taxonomy places the organism in Eukaryota, Viridiplantae, Streptophyta, Magnoliopsida, Malpighiales, Euphorbiaceae. The coding region runs from base 188 to 1003 and encodes 271 amino acids. Gene Ontology annotation, biological process: negative regulation of translation. The transcript is spliced from 2 exons.